Messenger RNA from Hansenula anomala, 1452 nucleotides. RefSeq names its product Swc4p (gene SWC4). Gene Ontology annotation, molecular function: transcription corepressor activity. Gene Ontology annotation, biological process: chromatin remodeling; negative regulation of transcription by RNA polymerase II; DNA repair. The transcript has 2 exons. The coding region runs from base 1 to 1452 and encodes 483 amino acids. Lineage: Eukaryota; Fungi; Ascomycota; Saccharomycetes; Phaffomycetales; Wickerhamomycetaceae. The record is from RefSeq and is a predicted model, not a curated record. Gene Ontology annotation, cellular component: NuA4 histone acetyltransferase complex; Swr1 complex.
AUGUCAUCAGAUUUAUUGGAUGUGCUAAAUCUUCAGCAGAGAGAUGCACCUGCAAAGAAAAAGCAAAAAGUCGCUGAGCCUAAAGUGAAGCAGACUGGUAUAAACAGAGAACUUUAUAAUUUACUAGGUCAGAAUACGCCACCUGUUCCUGUAAGAAAUCAGCAAAAGUUCAAAGAUAGAUUAAAUUCACUUACGAAACCUUCUCCUUGGACCUGGGCUAGCUUCAAAAAUGGAUCCAGAUCGGAUUCUUUACAACUCCAUCAUUGGGUCAAAGGGUCUAAAGAAUCGGUUGAAGCUGCAGAGGUCCCUUAUAAAUUUGAAAAAUAUAACACGUCUUUAAAUAUCCCAUCGUUCACUGAAGAAGACUAUAACAAUUUUAUUGCUGAUGAGCCAAUAGAUGGAAAUAAUGAAAUGGAUAUCGAUGAGAAUAAAGCACCAGACUCGAAAGAAGAAGAAACCAGUAAGAAACCAGAAACAGAAGAUGAUGAAACCAACACUGAAAAAACAGCUUCAGAAGUAGAGGAGAUUGUUAAACAGCUACCUUGGGAUUACGAAGAAACUAGAUAUUUGUUUGACUUAAGCAUUGCUUUUGAUCUAAAGUGGGUUGUUAUUAACGAUAGAUACGAUUUCAAGGGUAAUUCGCGUUCAAUUGAAGAUCUUCAAGAAAGAUUUUAUUCUGUCUGCCAAAGAAUAUUGAUUCAUGAAAACGAUAAGGUCGAAGAUACCCAAAACUCAAAUUUGAUAAGCAACUUGAAUUUCAAUAAAAGGAAGGAAAUCAAGAGAAAAAUGUACCUCAAUAGAUUACUGGAGAGAAGCCCUGCUGAAAUUGCUGAAGAAGAAUCUUUGCUCAUCGAGGCGAGAAAGUUCGAAGUAUCUGCCAAAAAGACUAUCACAGAAAGGGCAUCUUUGCUACAAUUAUUGGAUUCUCCUCAAUCUAAUGGAUCAAUCAACCAAUAUCUCAGCUCACAGGGAUUGACACAACUUUAUAAUUCAUUAAUGACCGAGAAAAGAAAGCGUCGUGUUGAUUCACCUGCUCCUGAAAAUCCUCUCACUGCGUUGAAUGAAAAGAUAAAACAACAGCAUAUUCAAAGACAGAAACAAAUUCAACAAGAAAAACUAGAACAACAAAAGAAAAAAAAGGAAAACCCAAUCUCUACUCUACUUUCAAAGAAUUUGACACCAAGAGAAGAAGAAGAAUUUGGUUUAAAAAUUCAUGCAGAGAAAAUAUCACCAGGUGUUGCUUUGAGAUCCACUAAGCUAUCAACUUUCAAACCUGGUGUUCAAGCAAAAAUCACCACAAUACUUAAUGAAAUGGGCUUGGGUAAAAAACCUUCAUUGGCCACCUCAAGAGUGGUAGCGAAACAGGAAGAGCUUUACAAAACAAUUAAUAUACUUCUUGAGCUAAAGAGACAGGUCGAUAAGCUCGAGGCAGAAGCCAAGAUAAUUAAAUAA